Molecule: messenger RNA, 4758 nt
Organism: Lucilia sericata (common green bottle fly)
Lineage: Eukaryota; Metazoa; Arthropoda; Insecta; Diptera; Calliphoridae
Gene: sima
Product: protein similar
Exons: 6
Source: RefSeq, a predicted model, not a curated record
UUCUCUCCAAAGGCCAGGGUGAAACCUGUCGCUAUCGUUUCUUGGGCAAAUAUGGCGGUUACUGCUGGAUCGUUACUCAAGCAACUAUUGUUUAUGACAAACUGAAACCACAAAGUGUGGUUUGUGUUAAUUUUGUUAUAAGUAACUUGGAGAAAAAGCAUGAAAUUUAUACUUUACAACAAUACGAAGAAUCGCAAAAACUUAAAAUUGAAGAAAAACCUCUUGAUAACAUACCAACGGAAGGUUUAAUUGAAAAUAAACCCCAAAAGGAGGAAAUCAAAGAUCUAAUAGAACCAACAGAAGAAAAAUUAUUUGCUAAUUCGGAUUUAAAAUUAACAAAAGAAGCCGUAAUACUAAAUAAACUAGAAACAGCAACAACAACUACGCCACUCAAUAACAAUAAUAAUUUAAAAUCAAACAAUAAUAAACAAAAUAAUUUAAAAGAAGAAAUCAUUAAUGUUAAACCGUUUAUCAAACAAGAACAAAUACCACCAAUUGUUUUAAAUAACAACAAUAAUAAUAAAACUAGCCCCUUAAAUACUACUGCUACUUCUACUCCCAACGCUGCAGUAGCAACUCCCUUAUUACCACCACCAAACCACUGUCCCACCACUACUGUUACCCAUACAGUUUUUAAUAAAUCUAAACCAACUAGCGGUGGUCCCAAAACCGUUACUUCUUCGUUGAUUUUAACCAAUUUACCCACUACCACAUCGACUCAAUCGAUUUUACAACAACAACAACAACAUCAAACUUUGAAUGUUGCCAACAACAAUAAUACGCGUGCCACGCCCCAAUCUGUAACAGCUUCGGUAUUUUCACCUUUACCGCCUACAAAAUUACCUUCGACUACAGCUACAGCUGCUAUUUUAGCUCAACAACAACCACAGCAGCAGCAACAACAACAACAACAAUCGGGAGGUGGACAACUAACGGCUAACGCGAAUCAUCCACAAGAUAUGAAUAAAGGAUAUUUAUCAUUUGCCGAGGAUGCCACAGAAUUAACAAUGCUUAAAGAAGAACCAGACGAUUUAACUGCCCACUUAGUGGCCACAAAUGCUGUCGAUGCUUGUAUGCCACUCGAUGAAUCGGGCCCCUUGUUUGGUGAAAUUUUAGUAGGUUUUGGCAUGGGCUCUUACAGCAGCCUCUUACCUGAUGAUAUCAAUUCAUUAGACUCUAACACAUCGUCCUUAGAACAUAGCAAUCAUAAUAAUAACAAUAACAGCAACAAUAAUAGCAAUAAUCAAACAAUAAACAAAUCUUCAGCAAUUACUUGUUCGCCUACAACAGCAGCCAAUUCGCCUACAACAUCUUCGACGUCGUCAAUAUCUUAUAAUGCUUCAAUUGUGGCAACAACACAUAAUCACAGACAAUCUACAACAUCGUCUUCUUCGUCGUCGCCAUCUUCAUCAUUGAUAACAACUACAACAAGUGCAACACAUAAUAGCAAUAGUACAGCAACAACGACAGCAACAAAUAGCACAAAUAUUGAUCCAUUUAUAAAUUAUCGUGAUGAAUCGAAUGAUACAAAUUGCUCACAGCAUUUACUGUCGCCAAGUGUUACAUCCAAGAGUCCUGAAGGUAGCAGUCUACCCUCAUUAUGCAGCCCCAGUUCAUUAAGUCAAGAGGAUGAUUUUUCAUAUUACACCAUGAAUGUCGAUGAUAUGGAUGAUUUAACAAUGCGUGCUCCUUAUAUACCCAUGAAUGAACAAGACGAUUUACCCUUGUUAACCACCGAUGAUUAUAUGUGGAGUAGUGGUAAUGCCUUUACGCCCGAUGAGUUUAGUUUGCAUACAAAAGAUUCCGAUAAUUUGCAAACGUUGCAACUCAAUCAAUUAUUAAACUAUCAACAGCAACAAUUCACGCAACAGCAGCAACAAACGCAACAAUUUUCAAAUUCAUUAUGUUCUUCGCCAGCCUCAACAGUAUCCUCAAUGUCGCCCUCACCCAUACAACAACAACAACAGCAGCAACAACAACAACAACAACAAAAUUCUCAACAAAUGUUCUCUACUGAUUCAUCAGAAUUGGCUGCUUUAUUAUGUGGUUCGGCUAAUGCUACCCUUAGCACCCUACAGGAUACUACAAAUUUUACAAAUUCUUUAAAUUUAAAUGCAUCUCCUAGUAACGGUCAAACUCAAAGUGUUGAUAAUAAUGUGGUUUUAACUGAUGAUUUGGAUAGUGUUAGUGUGGCUAGUUCUUCGUCUACGGCUUUGGAUCAACAUCAACAGUUGCAACAGCAUUGUUUGCAACAAUUUCAAGAACAAUUGCAACAGCAACGUCAACAACAGUUAUUGAGUGGUUUAAAUAUAAAUUGUAAAAAAGAAAAAUUCGAAACAGCAAAUAAUUCACCAUCGUUGACACCGAAUCUAUGCGAUUCCAUAGAGGAUACUUUCGAUAAUAUCUAUAGCAAGAAUUCAACAAAUUUGGAUUGUUGGAAUGAAUUUUUACAAAUCAAUACAAAUGAGAAUACAAAUACAACAAAUAAUAAUGUUGCGGUUGCUACAACAGCACAACAACAACAACAACAGCAACAAGGAAUGGAUAAUUUAAGACAAGAAGACUGUAAACAACAAUUACAUAUGCAAUUGCAACAGCAGCAGCAACAAACACAAAACAUUAUUAUAAAUGCCGUGCCAUUGAUAACAAUACAAACCACAAGCAAUAAUAAUAAAAACGUAUUGAUACAACAGCAACAGCAGUUGCAACAGCAAAGCAAUACAAAAACUUUAAAUAAAGUGAAUACCAUCAAAUUGACACCCAUAACAAGUACGGCUACUAUAAAGAUUAUUGAAAAUAAACAGCCUUUAAUGCAGCAGCAGCAACAACAACAACAGCAGCAAAAUAUUAUUAAAACUGCUUAUAUACAAGCCACAGCCAACAACGGCUCUAAUGCUGUGACUGCCAAUAAAAGGCAUUUGUCCAACAAUCAGUUAAACAAUAAUGCCUUGGAAUCCAAACGUUUAAAAAGCAAUAUAAUGGAUAUGCAAAAUUCCAAUACAACUUCACAAUUGUUGCAACAAUUGAUAACAACACCACAGCAGCAACAGCAAACAACUUCUAAGACAACAAAAACUGUUUUGGAAACAAGAUGGUCGUCUUCUAAUGAAAAUCAAGCUUUAACACAACAGCAGCAACAGCAAAAACAACAACAGCAGAAACAAUCAAACAGUGUUUUGAAGAAUCUUUUGAUUAGUGGUUGCGAUAAAACUAAAUUGGCCAAACCGGAAUAUAUAACUAUUGAUGAUGCCUCUAGGUCUUCGAUGCAAUCACCAGACCUUUGUCUUUCUCCUUCAAUGACCAGACCAUUGCAGUGCAUGACCUCACCGGCUGCAGUAUUGCGUAAUUAUCGUCAUAAUCCCUGGAUAGGAGGACCAGGUGUUCUACCAUCACCCACUUCUAGUUUGAUAACUAAUGACGAUUCUAAUCCACCUGGUUUGACACCAUGUGAUGUCAUCGAUUCAGCCAGUGAUAGUGGCAUUGAUGACAUAAGUAUAGCAGAAAAUAUGUCACCUCUAAAGAGACCCUAUGAACAACAACAAAAGAAACAAAUUGAAAAUGUUUAUGGAAUGACGGCAGCAGCAGUUACUAUUAACAGCAACAACAACAAAGGAUAUGACAAUAAUAAAAUUAUACAAAUCGAUAACAAUAAUAUAGUAAAAAUUGCCAACAAUAACAACAAGCUAAAUGAAAUGAUUAAAGCUAAUGGUCUUAAGGCCACCCCUAAUACCACCACCACUAGCACUAGUGCCAUUCUAAUGCAGGAAGUGGAUUUGACCAAGAAAUUACAUGAAGUUGAGGAAGAGGACGGUGCUACUAUGUGUAAACGUAAGCGUUCUAUAUCAUAUUUGGACAGCAGUAACCCUUUGAUGACUCCUUUCCUAAUGGAUCUAUGCAAUGAUGAUUAUCAUAUGACUACCAAGGAGUAUUUGCAAGAUAAUGAUAUUGAAAAUGUUUUAAACGAAUGGCCGGUGGAUUUAGUUUAGUUUUAAAAUAACAAAACUUUUUUUAUACAAUUUAUAAAGAAAAGAAAAACACUUGACUACAAACAAUUUUAUAAAAAUAAAACUAUUUGAACAUUUUAUUUAACAGAAUUGUUAAAUUUAUUUUAAAUAUUGUUAAAAAUUUAUUUCAUUAUAUGUUUCUAACCCUCAAUUAUAAAAAUUAUUUUCAAUUACAAAAACAAAAAUCUAAAAUUUAUACAAAAAAAAAAAUAACUACACUUAACUGCCCCCCUCCUCCUCUGUUUCUUUGGAUUUAAAAGCAAAAAUCAAACAUUUAAAAUAUUUAGAUUUUAGAAAAAUAACUCCAUAUAUAAAAAUAUUUUUUUAUAAAGAAUCAAUUGCAAAAACAAAAUUUACAAAAAAAAUCCUCAAAAAAAAAUUAAAAAAAAUCUAAGGCUUAACUAAAAUUGACAAGAAAACUUUAAAAAAGCAAUAUAAUUAAAAAAAACAACGAAAUUAACAUCCGGAUUCAAAAUCUUUCUAUUUCAAUAUUGAAAUAAACUUAAUUGAUAACUGAUAAUUUUGUAUGAAAAUCGCAAGAAAAAAAUAUUCAAAACUUUUUUAAUUUUUCUUAUAAUUUCUUUAAAUAAAAUAAACAGGGUUCAAAAUCAAAUAGAUUUCUUUUUAAUAUUUCUCUUAAACUUAAAUGUCAAUCAUAGUCUGGCCUUAAUAUUGAAAAAAAAAUCCUAAUCAUAGUUUAAAAUCAUUUUAUUAAAAUAAAUUUUAAAUUAAUUGGUGAAGGUUUCAAUUUUAA